Osmia lignaria (orchard mason bee) is the source of this 3170-nucleotide messenger RNA. Lineage: Eukaryota; Metazoa; Arthropoda; Insecta; Hymenoptera; Megachilidae. The record is from RefSeq and is a predicted model, not a curated record.
CAAUCGAAGUGAACAAAAAACACCCAAAACAUACCAGUGUUAAAAACAAUUUUUUAAAUUUUAAAUAAACUGAGCAUGCGCAUAUAGCAUAAGAGUUAAACGUUCGCGCCAUCAAUUUGAAAUUCAAACGUAAAUGUUCAUUUUAAAACUUACUUUUUUUUUCUGUCAAUAUUUUUUUCUUCAAUAUUACACAUUAUGUGUAAAAUAUCUUCUACGGCAUUAUAGAACAAACUUGUUGUGUAAUUAGAUUAACCUAAAGUAAAAGAAAUAUCCUAACUUUAAUAACACUGAAAUAUCUAAAGCAAAGAAACAAAAUGAUCAGAUUUUUUAUUCAUGUUUCUUUAUCAUAAUAGAACAGAUACAUUAUAAGAGUUACCAGAAGAUCCCUUGGAUAUAUUCAACUAUAUGUAUGUACAUAUUUACUCUGUGAUACCUGUACAGACAGUGUAUAUGUAUGUACCUACUAGUAUAUGUUCCGUUAACGCGUGUCUACAUAUACUUAAAUAAAAUACUAUAUUGUAACGUUGACUGAACUAAAGAAUAGAACGAAUGCAUUAGGCGAGAAAAAUGUCAAAAACGUCCUCGGUUUCCGUGGAGGGGAGUUCGAGAUCAUUGCUUGUUUUCUAAAUACAUAUGUAUACAUUAAAAUGGAAGUUUCAAAAAGUGAGCAUCUACUUGAUACCUGUGAACAAAUUUACGGGGACGAGUGUAGAAUAUGUUUAAAAAGAGCCGUUGAAAUUUGCGAAUUAUUUAGAAAUGGAGACGCUAUUCCUCAUAAACUUAUGGCCGUUGCUUCUGUACAGGUGGAACAAGGUGAUGGUUUACCUCCAGUGAUUUGUGUACCUUGUAAUCAACGUUUGGAUGCAUCUUAUGAUUUUAAAUGUCAAAUACAAAAUUCAGAUGAAAAACUUCGUCAAUUUUUAAAAUUAAAAUCCGAUAAUGAUUCAAUUAGUAGCACCACCAUAGUUACAGCAAUAAUUGCUGAUGUGAUAUCUAAUGUAAUAUCUUCUGAGAAAGAAAGCUCAGUUAAGCCAGAAAUUUGUUCUACAGAUUUUUGUUCUGAUAAUUUUUCUUUUACAAAGGAUGAUUCUUUUUGCCUUAGUUCAGAAAAGAACUUAUUUUGUUAUGAAAAGGAAUCACAAAGUCAAUUGAAUGAUAAAGAACAAAAGAAAAGCACAGAAAAUGUAGAUAUUUGUACAAGUUUGUUAGAAGAAGAUUCUCUAAGGUGCGUUAAUUUUGUUAAACAACAAGAAUUGCAUUUAUCGGAUACUUGCAAGGUACAAGACAAGGAUACUACAUCAAAAAUUGAAAUUAGUAACCAAGUAUCUGAAAAUCAACAAAUGUUAGAAGAGACAUUAAAAACAGAUGGUGGUGCACAAGACGAUGAGGAGAAACCUUUAAUUGUACGUGCAACUAGAUUUCGUUGUACGCAGUGUAUUAAGUCAUUUCAUACAAAAGUGGCCUUGCAGAGACAUGCUAUUGUACAUAAGCGUAAAACUAAAUUGCGGUAUGUCUGUUAUGUUUGUGAUAAGCAGUAUUCAACUCUUGUGAAAGCAAAAAGUCACGUAGCAAUUUGUCGUGAAGCUCAUGACAGGAAAGAAAAUAUUCAAGAUAAAAAAAUCAGUUACAAGCAAGAACAAGAAGUUGCAAAUGUGCAAGAUAAAAAGUUUAAUAAUAUUCAAGAUAAAAGAAUAAAAAUUCAGAAAAAUGAUAAUUCUUUUAAAGAACAACGAAAAAGUUUAAAAUUGAAUUGUAAAGUUUGUUCAAAACAAUUUACUUAUCAAAAGUCGUUUAUAACACAUGCUAAAAGUCAUCCAGAAUAUAAGUUACAAGAAUUGGAUGAUUCUUCUCUGUGUUCGACAAAAGAAAAGUCAACAGAAAAUCUGGAAGAACAGGAGGAAGAAGAUGAAGAAGAGGAUGAAGAAGAGGACGACGAAGACGAGAACCUUCCUGCUGAAAGUCUACAGUGCACUCAAUGUGGAAAGUUAUUUGCAACAAAGAAAAAUCUUAAAAGGCAUAUUUCUACGCACAGCGGAUUAAAAUACACUUGCGAGAGGUGUGGUAAAGGAUUUUCAAGAAUAGACAAAUUAAAAGAUCACGAACAAUCAAAACACAAGUCUGAAGUAUUUGAAGACUCUGAUUUUUCUGACAAAGAAGAUAUGGAUGAUAUAAACAGGGGGGAUUGUUUAGAAGGAAGAAAAAAAGAUCGUGACAACAGACCGCACAAGUGUGCAAUGUGUCCUAAAUCCUUUGCCCAAGCUCAAUCUUUAGCGAAUCAUGUUGAACGUCAUAAACGUGUUAAAGAAACCCAGAAAAGGUUUCUUUGCGAGGUUUGCAGUAAAUGUUUUGCGCAAAGUGGUUCUCUUGUUGCGCAUAUGCGUACACAUACAGGAGUUAAACCGUAUGUUUGCAAUGUGUGUAGUAGGGCUUUUACAAAGAGCACUUAUUUACAACUGCAUUUACGUACACAUAGCGGAGAGAAACCGUAUAUUUGUCAAUAUUGUAGUAGAGCUUUUGCGCGUGCAAAUACAUUGGCACGGCACAUUACCAUGCACACAGGAGAAGCGAAGUAUCAUUGUCAGAUUUGUACAAAAUCAUUUAGAAGACUGACCUCAUUGAACGAACACACUUAUACGCAUACUGGUCAACGACCAUACGCCUGCAAAAUUUGUACAAAGAGAUAUAAUAAUGCUGGCUCGCUUUACGCGCAUAGAAAAAAGUGUAAAGCACAGCAGUUAUCUAAUAGUGGAUUUACAGUUUCUGUAGAAAACUCGAUAUCGCACCAAGAUAUAAACGUUCCACAGGUUUUGAUUUAUUCACAGCGAAAAUUAGUAGAAGACGCAACGGUUGGACAGGUUACACCCACGCCUCAGUACAUGAUUCCAAAUGUACAUAAUCAAAAGAGUUUGGGAUCAAAUAUUAUUCAACCAUUUACGAUGGAAGAUCCAAAUGGUUAUACAAUUAAUUCAAAACCAUUUAAAAACCCCUAUUAUACGAUAUAUCCAAAUAUGUAAAAUAACGUGUGCCUAAGAUGCAUUAAACUAUGUCCUUUUCAGGCUUAUUUGUACGCUUGUCUUUCUGUUAAAAGGCGAUAAAUAUGAGAGUAAAAGCGUUAUAAAUAAUUAUAAGGUAAGUAUUGGAAUAGGUAAAUAAAUUAAAAAAAAAAAAAA